AUGGGUUUAUCACAAGAUGGUAUGUUUACAUUGAUUUUCGUGUUUUUUUGGAAAGUUUCAAGUACCGUUUCUUGCCUAUUUUCCUCUACUAUCUAACUCUGCUUUAUAGUACUACAGAAUCAUUAAGAUUUUAUGACCAGUAAAAUAUAAAUUUUAUGUAACACUUUUUACAUUUUAAUUCUAAUUGGCAAUUUUUUAGAGGUAGAGAAACAAAUUCAAGCUGUAGAAAAAAUUCAAGAAGAUGGCGUGAACAACCAAGAUUUGAAAGCCAUUGCCUCAACUUACGCUGAAAACGCUGUACUAAUCCACUUAGGACACAGUGUUACUCAUGGCCUUGAAAGUAGGUUCUGAUGAAUCAAUUUCUAUCGUUUACCAAGCUUUGUCAAAGUAGAGCUGUUUUUAAAUUUUUAAAUCACUAAACUUUCAGACAUAGCCGAAGGCUUCAGACCUUUCUUUGGCAAAACAUUGACAACGGAAAAGCAAGCCGCAUAUGACAUUAACAAUGGAGAGUACUUGAUGAGAAAGGGCCGGUACUGUUUUCCUGGAGAAAAAUGGAACAGAUUCAUGCAACUUCAUCAAAGACAACCUGAUGGAUCGUACAAAAUAAUCCACGAUGAAUUUGAUUAUUAA
Bursaphelenchus okinawaensis is the source of this 630-nucleotide messenger RNA. The record is from the annotation of a GenBank genome assembly. Lineage: Eukaryota; Metazoa; Nematoda; Chromadorea; Rhabditida; Aphelenchoididae.